Messenger RNA from Exophiala bonariae, 1917 nucleotides. RefSeq lists its product as uncharacterized. Gene Ontology annotation, molecular function: phospholipid:diacylglycerol acyltransferase activity. The transcript has a single exon. Gene Ontology annotation, cellular component: perinuclear endoplasmic reticulum; cytoplasm. NCBI's taxonomy places the organism in Eukaryota, Fungi, Ascomycota, Eurotiomycetes, Chaetothyriales, Herpotrichiellaceae. Gene Ontology annotation, biological process: triglyceride biosynthetic process; lipid storage. The record is from RefSeq and is a predicted model, not a curated record. Bases 1 to 1917 code for a protein of 638 amino acids.
AUGUCUGCACUUCGACGUCGUCUCGUAAACCUGGUGAACGACACGCCUUCAACCGCGGAUAGCCGGGAAAGUACUCCGGAUGCUGGUGAAGAAGUCAAACUCAUAUCAACCAAGAAACUUGAAAAACUCAGCAAACGCAAAACCAGUAAGAAGAGAUCCGGCUUUAUCUUUGGCCUGGGUGGUUUGUUGGGGUUGCUACUCGCGCUUCUUUUCGCCGAAUCUCAAGAUGUGAUCAAGCUCGAAGGCUUGCUUGAUGUCAAUCUUGAUAGUUUGAUGGAUGUCAUCCCGGCAGGGAUCAUCAAAGAUGUCAAAGAUCUUUCCAAGGCUGAACGUGAGGCGGUCAACUAUGACUCGUUCUCGGUAGGCCUCUAUCUUCAGUCUCAAGGUGUCUCGGCACAUCACCCAGUUAUCAUGAUUCCAGGUGUUAUUUCUACAGGUCUUGAAUCAUGGUCCACAGGUGCGUCUUCCAGGCAGUACUUUCGAAAGAGACUCUGGGGCUCUUGGUCCAUGAUGAGAGCCUUGGUGUUGGAUCAAGCUGCCUGGAAAAAGCACAUCAUGCUUGACAAGGACACGGGUUUGGACCCACCGGGCAUCAAAUUACGAGCAGCUCAAGGGUUUGACGCCACUGACUUCUUCAUUACCGGAUACUGGAUCUGGAACAAAAUACUAGAAAAUCUGGCCACCAUUGGCUAUGAUCCUACCAAUGCCUAUACGGCGGCCUAUGACUGGAGAUUAUCCUAUCAGAAUUUGGAGGUUCGUGAUCAAUAUUUUUCCAGAUUGAAGAACUACAUCGAAGUAGCCCAUAAGACCAGUGGCAAGAAGGCUGUUCUGGUCUCUCAUUCCAUGGGCAGCCAAGUCUUCUUCUUCUUUAUGAAGUGGGUUGAGCAUAAAGAUCAUGGUAAUGGAGGUCCAAAAUGGGUGAAUGAUCACAUUGAUUCAUGGAUCAAUAUUUCCGGCUGCAUGCUGGGGACAGCAAAGGAUAUCCCAGCUGUACUCUCUGGGGAGAUGAAAGACACAGCUCAACUGAAUGCAUUUGCUGUUUAUGGGUUAGAGAGGUUCCUGUCCAAGGAAGAGAGAGCAGAAAUCUUCCGAGCCAUGCCUGGGAUAUCUUCUAUGUUACCAAAGGGGGGUGAUGCGGUCUGGGGCAACAGCUCCUGGGCACCAGACGAUCUACCACCACCGGAACAGAACAUUACCAAUGGUGUUUUCCUGUCUUUCAAGCUCAAGACAAACUCGACAGAAACGCCGAUCAAAAAUCUUACCAUGGCCGAGUCCUUCGACUACCUCAUGGAUCAUUCCGAGGACUGGUACCGUGACCAAGUCAAACACGCCUACUCGCACGGCGUCGCACACACGAAAGUAGAUGUUGAGAAGAAUGAAAAUGUCCCUCGGACCUGGCUGAAUCCAUUAGAAGCCCGGCUCCCCGUCGCGCCCAAACUGAAGAUCUACUGCUUCUACGGAAUUGGGAAGCCCACGGAACGAGCAUAUUUCUACAAGGAGACCGAGAACCCGUUGCACGGCAACAUCAACAUCACCAUCGACACGUCCAUCACGUCUCCCGGUGCGCGUGUACAAGCACUCGGCUCGGUUGAUCGAGGAGUGGUGUUUGGGGAGGGAGACGGGACAGUAAAUCUCGUGUCGACGGGCUACAUGUGCUCGAAAGGUUGGAAGGAUAUCAAACGGUAUAACCCUGGAGGAGUCAAGGUCAAGACCUACGAAAUGCCCCAUGAACCUGACAGAUUCAGUCCUCGAGGCGGGCCGAAUACCGGUGAUCAUGUCGAUAUCUUGGGGAGAAGCAGUCUGAAUGAUUUGAUUCUCCGUGUGGCAGGUGGCAAGGGUGAUCAGAUCGAAGAGAACUAUCAGAGUCGAAUCAAGGAGAUCAGUGAAAGGGUACAGAUUUUUGAUCAUGAGUACUGA